CGGCGGCGGAGGCAGCGGGAGGAUUGUACAUCUUAAGCUGCUAGAUGUGAAAUUAUUCCAGUUCUUUCUUUAAGAUAACACCUUAGAAGACAAAAAGAACCCAAAGAGACCAUGUUCAGCUUCUUCCGGAAAAGUCAAGAUUCGAAGAAGGUUACAGUGCCAGAGAGAGAAGCAGAUGGAUUUGUUAUUGUGGGGGACACAGCUGAUGAUCAAAGUAGAAACUCAAAGGAUAAAACUUCAUUUCCAGAGACCAGACCAAUGUACAGCCAAUCUCCACAGAUAAAUACAGGGCACCGGUCACAGUUGACUGUAUCAAGCACAGAGAUGGGAAAUCAAAGGAGUCAGACUUUGGAAAGCAGCCCUUUCAUGUCAGACCUCCUGAGCGACGUCCCCUUUGCCCUCGCACCACAUGUGUUAGCAGUGCAGGGCACCCACAGUGACGUUCCUGACCGACUGCUCACCUAUGACAUCCAUGAUAAUUUAUCAAGAUUUUGGUAUGACUUUACACUUGAAAAUUCAGUGCUUUGUGAUCCGUAAUGUUCUCUUUAUUUUUUCUGCCUCUGUCAAGGAACAAGUCUUAAAGUGAAGAUAAAGACUUACUUUAAAUGACUUAAUAUUGUGGGGUCCUGCCGCUGGUAUGUAAUAUGGAUUACUAUUCACAACUGUGAUAUAUUUCUUAGCUUUAAGUGAACUAUAACUUAGUUUGUUAAAUAUUCCAUUUAUUUAUGAAGAAAUCAAGCAAAAGUGUUUCAGCCUCAGUAGGAGACAGGCUGCUGGUAACUACUUCCAGUAGGUAGGCUGCAGACACAAACAUUUCAUGACUUUAAGAGGAAGUCUAUGUCUCAACUGUUUUGUUAUUUCAAUUAGUUACAAAACACAUAGAUCCUGUUACACAUAUUAAGAUCACCUCUUGAUUUUGUACAAAUAGAAACCAAUAUUAAUGCUAAAGCAAUGCUGGUCUGCACUACUGGACAGAGAGCUUUUGAGUGAACCAAAUUUUAAAA
Pseudopodoces humilis (Tibetan ground-tit) is the source of this 1004-nucleotide messenger RNA. RefSeq names its product UBAP1-MVB12-associated (UMA) domain containing 1 (gene UMAD1). The record is from RefSeq and is a predicted model, not a curated record. NCBI's taxonomy places the organism in Eukaryota, Metazoa, Chordata, Aves, Passeriformes, Paridae.